This is a messenger RNA of Ornithodoros turicata, 450 nucleotides long. RefSeq lists its product as uncharacterized. The record is from RefSeq and is a predicted model, not a curated record. The coding region runs from base 1 to 450 and encodes 149 amino acids. The transcript has a single exon. Lineage: Eukaryota; Metazoa; Arthropoda; Arachnida; Ixodida; Argasidae.
AUGGUUAAGCAUGGAGACAGCAGAGAUCCAAAGACGCUAGACGAGGCACUCUCGGCGCCAGAUAGAGGAGAAUGGAAGGCAGCCAUAUGGACCGAACUGGACAACCUAAAGAGCUUCAAGACGUGGGAGCUGGAUCCGCGACCAAAAGAUAGACUAGUGGUCAGAUGCAAAUGGGUAUUUCAUAAGAAAUAUAAUGGAAAUGGUGAAUUGGAAAGAUAUAAAGCUCGUCUGGUCGCUUGUGGCUAUUCCCAGGUGGAAGCAAUAGAUUUCAAAGAGACGUUCUCUCCUGUAGUGAAGGUAAAAUCGAUCCGAACACAACUAACCAUAGCAGUGGAAAGAGACUGGAAGAUUCACCAGGUGGACAUAACAGCGGACAUAUCUCAAUGGAACUCUGAAAGAGACAGUCUACAUGAAGCAGCCACGGAGGGAAGCCAGGAUGAAGCCUUCUGA